AGUGCUAGGCCAGACACUCCGAAUAUGGUACUUUGGCUGGGAAUUUGUGUUCUUUUAACGAUAAUGUCUUUGGGACAAGGGAACUUUACAUCUGGCCUUUUUAAUUUGACACUCUACAGGCAGAUGCCCGCCCUGCAUUAUCUGGACGAUUAUGAUCUCUGUCUGGAUAGGCCCUUUGGUAGAUACUGCCUGGUAUAUGUGGAGAUUUUACCCAAUGCCAGCUCUGCUCUGUGGCACCAAAUCGACGAAGUUUCGCGGGACUCGAAGCAUCGUUUUCGACAUGAUCGCGUCUUUAGGGGCGUGUGCCUGGAGACUUGCCAGCAAAGUUUAAAUGGAUUUUCGGAUGCAAACGAAUUCGGGGAAGAAGAUAUCCUGGACAAGGAACUCCGCUCUUACUACGCCAGAGUGCACCGGCGAACUGCGGAUGCAGAUGAGCGCCUCCUUCACGAAGAAUUGGUCAACAGCUGCCUGAAUCUUGAGUUCAGGGAGAAGUUCUCGCUCAGGGUUCGCAGCCUCAUCGAGUAUUGUGUGCCAGCUGAUAAGCAAUUGGAACUGGAUGGACUUGAUCUGACGUUUUACGGUCUACUGAUAUGUGUACUUCUUCUAACUCUGUGCUCCUCUGUCCACGACUACCGACUGAGCAAAAAGAAAGCGCAGCCAACCGAAAACUUCUAUCGGGAGGCACUAAACGGUCGUCGACAGCAGCUCCUCACCUCCUUCUCUGUGUUUCGGAAUUACUAUCGACUGACUCAACCGCAUGACUCGGAUUUCUCGCGAGAUAUAAGUUUCUUUGACGGAUUUCGAGUGAUUGGCGUGUUCGUGGUAAUCCUAGGUCACACGCUAAUGGUCUUCAUGACGGUACCGAUAGAAAAUCCUGAAUACUACGAGCAGUUCCUCUUCAGGUUCGAGACCUCGAUAUUCCAGAACGGCAGCCUGGUCAUCCAGAUAUUUUUCGUGAUGAGUGGCUUUCUUCUCUACGUGAAAUUCACCGAACGCCAAAUGAUUCAACCCACAACUGGCACCAUCGAUUGCAUUAGUGUGUACUUUCGAGUGUUUUUCAAUAGAUACUUCAGACUCCUUCCCUCGCUUGUCGCCCUUAUCCUGUUCAAUGGAACUCUCCUGGUGCGCAUCCAAAACGGACCCUUUUGGCGGCAUAUAACCGAGGGCGAGCGGGUUUUCUGCCGCACCAACUGGUGGAAGAACGUGUUCUUUGUGACGAACCACAUGCUGGAAGACAGUUGUUCCCACCAGACCUGGUAUUUGGGCGCCGACAUGCAGCUAUUUGAGCUAUUCCUGAUUGUGAUUGUUAUAACCAAGAAGCAUCCCAAGCUAACAAAGGCGUUCUACAUAAUUCUUCUGACGUUAGCACUAGCAGUGCCUGCAAUAUUGACAUACGUCUUUGAGUUGGAAGCUAUCUACCACCUUCGUCCUGAGACCUAUCGCUACUUGUACUUCCGGCAUUCCGACACCUUCUACCAGAUGUAUCCACCCUUCUACACGAAUUUAGGAGGCUACUUGGCCGGGUUUCUCUGCGGACAUCUUUACCUGGAGCAGCGUUCCAAAAAAGCGGUGCUCCGAGGCUUUCUUAAGUACGAACUGGCUAUGUGGCUGCUUGUUUUGGCCACACUAGGAGUCCUUUUCUCCGGCUACAUCUUCAUCCGCCAUGACUUUGCUAAGCCAUCUCUUUGGUUGGCCUUGUAUGCGGGUCUGCACAAGAACUUGUGGCUGCUGAUUUGCGCGGGAUUUGUGUACCUUAUGUGCUGCAAGGUUGGAGGAGUGGCCUAUGAUUUCUGCACUUUGCCGGUUUUUCGGCCACUUGCAAGAAUCUCAUUUCAGUCUUUCCUCUGGCACAUUGUCAUCCUGAGAAUAGUGGCUGGAUGUUUUAGGCAGCCGGUCUAUAUAUCCAGCUUCUACUUGCUGUGCAACGUGCUGAGUGUGUUUAUGCUCACUCAAUUUGUGGCAGCCAUGGUGGCACUGCUACUGGAAUAUCCGCUUGGAGAGGUCCUACGCUGCUUGAUGGAGCCGGGCAAAGGUCAGGAAGAAAGCCAAUCGGAAAUUCAAAUGCGUCGCGCGCAGUCAGCUGUUUAGAGUGACCGUGUUACGAUCCAGGGAUGCAUGCGAUUGCCGGCAAGCAUGGCUGCCAACUUUUUGGCUUUUUUUUUUAAAAGUAUUAAUAUUUU
Messenger RNA from Drosophila suzukii, 2180 nucleotides. Its product is annotated as nose resistant to fluoxetine protein 6. Gene Ontology annotation, molecular function: acyltransferase activity, transferring groups other than amino-acyl groups. The record is from RefSeq and is a predicted model, not a curated record. Lineage: Eukaryota; Metazoa; Arthropoda; Insecta; Diptera; Drosophilidae.